Molecule: messenger RNA, 5580 nt
Organism: Phyllopteryx taeniolatus (common seadragon)
Lineage: Eukaryota; Metazoa; Chordata; Actinopteri; Syngnathiformes; Syngnathidae
Product: zinc finger protein 658-like
Exons: 9
Coding region: 393-4478 (1361 amino acids)
Biological process (GO): regulation of transcription by RNA polymerase II
Molecular function (GO): RNA polymerase II cis-regulatory region sequence-specific DNA binding; DNA-binding transcription factor activity
Source: RefSeq, a predicted model, not a curated record
UCCGAAGAGGGCCGUAGAUCGGAAAUGACGAAAAACAGCGUAGGAAUCGAAAGAUGGCGGUAAUGCAACGCAACGGAUGCUAACCGCCGUUAAACACCAGAGAAGAAGAAGAAAGUGCGACACAUUACUGCUUAUUCUUUUCGUCUCUACACGUUCUUCUACGCGCUUCACGAUUUAUUUUCAGACUUUGUACUGACCCCUCUUAAAUCUCGAACAUAAAACUCAAUUCGUUAAAUCUUCGUGUCCGGUGCGCGAUGAAGCUUCUCGGCCUAGCUUAGCCUAGCCUAGCUUAGCUUGCAGGCCGCUAACGAAGAGACGCGUUUGUGGUCAACAAACACAUCGCUAAGCAGAGCUCGAGUGCGAGUGUGCGGUGUUGUGACUGUCGUGUGAAAAUGUGUGCAAGGACAGCAGACUACCAGGAGGAACUUUGUGGGACGAAAGAGGAGAACGAGCGACAACGUCAACAACUGGACGCUGUCUUCCAGAAGCUUCGAGUUGUGUUAUGCACAGCAGAAAGUGAAGACGUUUGUCCCGUGACGUCACGCACCUCUGGAGACGAUUGCUGCCAUCAUGUUGGAGACAUCAGUGAAGAUCUUUGUCCUGAGCGGCAGCAACCAGAGUCUCCUCACAUUAAAGAUGAAGUGGAGUAUGAGAAGCCCCCUCACAUUAAAAAAGAGAAGGUGCCAGGGCAUCCUUACAUUCUAAAGGAAGAGCAGCCAGAAGCUUCCUACAAUAAAGAGGAAGAGGCGCCAGAGACCCACCACAUCAAAGAGGAGGAGGAAGAGCAUCCCCAUUUGGAGGAAGCGCUCCUGCACAUUAAAAAGGAGGAAGGUGAUGAGCUCCCAUAUAUUAAAGAAGAGGAUGAUAUCACCAAGUUGCCAUCGAUUAGUGUCCCCUUGAAGAGUGACGAUAAAGUUCUAAGUAAGAACAGAGGGGCUGAACCUCCAAGCAGCAGCAGCUUAAGUAAACACAUGACAACAGAAGGUGACAACAAACGCUGGAAAUGUUCCCAAUGUGGGAAAAGUUUGAGUUAUAAGACCAGUUUGAAAGGUCAUAUGAUGAUCCACACUGGAGAGAAACCAUUUGCUUGCUUAGUUUGUGGUAAAGCAUUCGCUACAAAUGUAGAUUUGAAAAGACAUACAAAAACACACACUGGAGAAAAACCUUUUGCCUGUUCGGUUUGUGGUAAAAGCUUCGCUAACAAACAUUAUCUAAAAAGACACACAAGAACACACACUGGUGAGAAAGCUUUUGCAUGCUCUGUUUGUGGCCAAAGAUUCACACAAAAGGGAAGUUUAAAUGCACACUCAAGAAUCCACACUGGUGAUAAACCUUAUGCCUGCUCUGCUUGUGGCAGAAGAUUCUCCCAUAAGGGAAGCUUAAAAGUACACUCAAGAAUCCACACUGGAGAAAAACCUUUUCCCUGCUCAGUAUGUGGUAAAAGAUUCAUUGAAAAGGGAAAAAUGAGAAAACACACAAGAACGCACACUGGGGAGAAACCUUUUGCCUGCUCAGUUUGUGGUCGAAGAUUCUCUGCAAAGGGAACCUUAAAAAGUCACUCAAGAACACACAUUCGAGAGAAAUCCUGUGCUAUACAACACACAACAAUAGAAGGAGACAAAGAUGUCGGGGUACAGCUCUUCUAUGUAGGGUUGGGGUAUGUUCAAUAUCAUCUAAAUCGGCUAGCAACAGACGUCAAGUGUGAGCGUAAAAGCGUUGUGAUUGUCGUGUCAAAAAUGUGUGCAAGAAGGACAGCAGUGUACGAGGAGGAACUUUGGGGGACGAAAGAGGAAAGCGAGCCGCAAGGUCAGCAACUGGGCACCGUUUGCAAAACGCAGCCUCGUGAUGGGUUACUACGCGCAGCAGACAUCAGUGAAGACCUUCGUCCUUAUCGGCAGGAGCCAGAGGCCCCUCACAUUAAAGAGGAAGUGGAUGACGAAGACCUCCCCUACAUCAAGGCGGAAGAGGAGCCGCAGGCUCUUUACAUUAAAAAAGAGGAUGAGGAAGAGUACCUCGCCGUGAAGGAGGAGGAAGAGGCUCCCUACAUCAAAGAGGAAGAGGAGGAAGAGGAUGUCACCAAGUUGCCAUUGACCGAUGUCCCUUUGCAGAGUGAAGCUGAAGAUGAAGGUCAACGUGAGGAGAACAGCGGGGCGGAGCCUCCAAGCAGCAGCUCAAAUCAACACAUGACAAUAGAAAGUGAUGGAGACCACUUUGGAGGAUCACAAGCAGAUGGCCUCAUAGCUCCACUAUCAGAUAGUGAUGACCCAACGUCACAUUCCUCUGACACUGAUGAUGAUGAUGAUGAUGAUGAUGAUGAUGAAGAACAGUCUGAAGGUCAUGUGACAGGUCACACUGACGACAAAUGCUGGAAAUGUUCUCAAUGUGGGACAACUUUUGUCUACAAAUCUCUAUUGAAAAGGCAUAUGUUAAGCCACACUGGAGAGAAACCUUUUUCCUGCUCAGUGUGCAGUAAAAGAUUCACUCGGAAGGGAUACUUAAAAAUACACACAAGAAAACACACUGGUGAGAAACCUUUUGCCUGCUCACUUUGCGGUCAGAGAUUCUCUCAGAAGGGGCACUUGAUGAAACACACAAGGACGCACACUGGGGAGAAACCUUUUGCCUGCUCAGUUUGUGGUCAAAGAUUUACCACAAAUAGGUAUCUAAUAGUACACACAAGAACCCACACUGGUGAGAAACCUUUUGCCUGCUCAAUUUGUGGUCAAAGAUUCUCUGAAAAGGGAACAUUAGGAACACACACAAGAACGCACACGGGAGAAAAACCUUUUUCCUGCUCAGUUUGCGGUCAAAGAUUCUCUCAGAAUAGUCACUUAAGAAAUCACACAAGGAUCCACACUGGUGAGAAACCUUUUGCCUGUCUAGUUUGUGGCCAAAGAUUCACUCAGAAGGCACACUUAAAAUGUCAUUCAAGAACACACGUCCACCGCAAGCUCGGUAGCUCGAGGAAGUUUGUCCCAAUUGCGUUGCCGUACAUGUCUGUGAGCGCAAAGUGUUGUGAUUGUCGUGUGAAAAUGUGUGCAACGAGGACAGCAGACAACGAGGAAGAACUUUGCGGAACAAAAGAGGACGAGCGUCAACUCCUCGACGCCGUUUGCAAGCCGCAUCCUCGAGUUGGCUUACGCGCACCAGACAUCAAUGAAGUGUACCCCCACAUUAAGGUAGAAGUCGAGGCCGAAGAUCACCCACACAUUAAAGACGAGGAGCCGGUGCCCCCUUGCAUUAAAGAGGAGAAGCCGGCGCACCCCUACAUUAAAGAGAAAGAGGAGACACAGUCCCCCAACAUCAAAGAGGAGGGGCAAAUCCACAUCAAAGAGGAAGUCAAGGAGGAGGAUAUCACCAAGUUGCCAUUGAAUUGUGUGCCUUUGAAGAGUGAAAAUGAAGUUCAAAGUGAGGAGGGCAGAGGGGCGGAGCCUCCAAGUAGCAGUUCAAGUCGACACGUGACAACAGAAGGUGAUGGAGACCACUGUGGAGCAUCACAAGGAGACGGCCUCUUAGCUCCACUAUCAGACAGUGACGACACAACGUCACACUCUUCAGACACUGAUGAUGAUCAGGAACAUAAGGCAGGUCACACUGACAACAAACGCUGGAAAUGUUCUCAGUGUGGGAAAACCUUUGCAGAUAAGUGGGUUUUGAGACGACACAUGAGAAUACACACUGGAGAGAAACCGUUUUCCUGUACAAUUUGCGGAAAAAGAUUCACUCAAAGCGGUCAAUUGACAACACACACAAGAACACACACUGGUGAAAAGCGAACACACAACGGUGCACAAAGUUUUUCCUGCUCAGUUUGUGGCCAAACAUUCUCCAGGAAGGAAAGCUUAAAAACACACACAAGAACCCACACUGGAGAGAAACCUUUUGCCUGUUCAUUUUGUAAUAAAAGGUUCUCUCAAAGUGGUCAAUUGACAUCACACACAAGAACACACACUGGAGAGAAACCCUUUUCCUGCUCAGUUUGUGGUAAAAGUUUCUCUGAAAAGGAUAGUUUAAAAACCCACACAAGAACCCACACUGGAGAGAAACCUUUUGCCUGCUCAGUUUGUGACAAAAGAUUCUCUCAAAGAGGUCAUUUGUCUUCACACAUAAGAACACACACUGGAGAGAAGCCUUUUGUUUGCCCAGUGUGCGGUAAAAGAUUCUCUAAAAAGGGAAAUUUAAGGCAACACUCAAAAACCCACAUUGGCGAAAAAACCUUUGCCUGUUCAGGCUCCCCAGACUACUUCCCUCUCCCCAGCCACUUUGUCGAGCGCUUCCAGAAGUAUCCUGAGACAUUCCCAAGGCAGCAGGGAGACCUAGUCGUCUCAGCGUGUCCUGUGUCGUCCCCGGGGCCUUCACCUGGUGGGACAUGCUCGGAACACCUCACCAGGGAGGCGUCCAGGGGGAAUCCUAACCAGAUGCCCGAGCCACCUCAUCUGGCUCCUCUCAAUGCGGAGGAGCAGCAGCUCGACUCUUAAGCUCCUCCUGGAUGGCUGAGCUUCUCACCCUAUAUCUAAGGCAGAGCCCACCCGGACACCCUGCGGAAGAAACUGAUUUCUGCCGUUUGCAUCCGACAGGAAUGUAGCUCGACUGGCCAAUUGAGAGCUUUGCCUUUCGGCUCAGCUUACUCUUUACCACAACAGAUGGAUACAGAAUCCGCAUCACUGCUGCACCGAUCCGGCUGUCGAUCUGCCACUCAAUUCUUGCCUCACUCGUGAACAAGAUUCCAAAAUACUUGAAGUCCUCCACUUGGGCCAGGAUGUCCUCCCCGACCAGGAGAAGGACGCCGUCCUUGACCUCCAGCCUUUUCGACUGAGAAUCAUGCCCUCAGAUUUGGAGGUGCUGAUUGUCAUCCUGCACACACUGGCGCGACCAGCUCCUGCAAGAGUUGAAGGUCGCUGCUUGAUAAGAUCAACAGAACCACAUUAUCAAAAAUAUAAAAAAAGAAAAGACGUACGGAGACCUCUGAACAGGACACCCUCAAUCCCUCGGCUGCACCUAGAAAUUCUGUCCAUAAAGGUUAUUUAUAGAAUCAAUCAAUGACUAAGGGCAGUACUGGAGGAGUCCAACCCUCACCGGAAACAAAUUGGGCCAACGGCCGGCAAUGUGGACCAAAAACGGACACAGGUCUUACAGGGACCAAACAGCCCAUAUUAGGGGGCCUGGUAUCCUAUUUUACUGUAUUUAGACCAGAUAAAAAAAAUAAAUACAAAUUGAAAACAAUCUUAGGUAUCACAAUACCAGACUGCCUCUGGUGGGCACUAAACUAUUGAAUUUCAGAAUUUAGACGAAAAAAUGUAGACUCAUUUUUGAUUGCAACAUCAGAUAUGUGUGCAAUUCCUGCGUGUAAUCCUGGGAUAGUCGAGUGUCCCCCAGAUUAUUCUUAAUGAUUUUUUUAAAAUCAGGUGUAAUGCCAGUCAAAUGUGCAGAUUUCAGAGGACGUUUAUUUUGAAAUACAACAUUAGAUCUGCGGUAAACUCCCUGAGUGGAUCCCAGACGUCAACUGGUUUUGUAAUACCUAAGGGAUUAUUAUUAUUAUUAUUAUUAUUUUUAAAUCAGAUGUAAUUGGAGUCAUACUGU